GUUAAACACACUUUGUAUUUUCGACAAAUAAAAACAUCUAAAUAAACGAAGUUUCACUUUCUAAUAUUAAUUUCAUUAUAUUGUAUUUAAUAUCUGAAAGCAUACUCAUUAUCUCAUUUUUUAAAGUUGAAAACGUUUACUUCAAAUGAGCUCAAAUGUUGAAAAAGUAGAUGUAUAAAUACAGCUAUAAUUUUUUUAUAACUUGUUCGUGAAGAUUAGAAAAGAAGUAUCUUUUAUUUUGUCUACAUUUCUAAAUCAUAUGGAAUCAAAUCAAGAAGAUUGCCAUAAAUUUAGUUCGUUAAUAGGAGUACAAACUUUCUCAGAAAAUUUAUUUUCACGCGAAAAACUACUUCGUAAAAUUCAUCAUUGUUUUUUACAAGAUGGAAACAAGUCAUCUUUAGUAUUAUUUGGAAUGUCGGGUGUCGGAAAGACACAUGUUGCAAGAAAAUAUAGUGAAAUAUAUUAUAGCUUUUAUAAAAACAUUGUUUGGAUUGACGCAGCAUUUGGAAUGUUACAAACUUCAAUGAGAAACCAUUGUCAAAUAUUAGGAAUCGAGAUUUUUGAUUCGAAAGGUGAUUAUUAUAAAAUAGAAGUAAUUGUUGAAAAAAUUCACAACUAUUAUAAAAAUGAAAAAACGUUGUAUAUUUUCGAUAACGUUGAUGAUGAAAGUGUUAAAGAUUUAUCAAUUUAUAUUUCAAAAAAACCGAACUCAUUCACAUUGAUUACCUCCCAAUGGAGAACUUGGUCGAAUAAUGUCAAUAAAAUGCUAGUUGAUGUUUUUUCUUUUGAAGAAGCAUUCGCUUAUGUUAAAAAUAAUAUUAAAGAAAACACAGAUGAAAAAAUAAGAAAUUUAAUUAAAGAACUUGGUUAUCAUCCUUUUGCAAUUACUCAGGCAAUAAAAUAUAUAAAUAUACAUGAAAUUUCGAUAGAAAAGUACAUAGAUCGAUAUAGAUCAAAACCAUUAGAAAUAUUAGACAAUAAUAAAAUUCCAACCGAAGAAAAAUCAAAGUCUGCUAUAAAAGCAAUUAACCUAGUUUUAAUAAAAUUAGAAAAAAAUAAACCUUUCCUAUUUCAUAUUUUAAACUGUUUAUCUCAUUGCGACGGUCAAAACAUAAAUAAACAGUUUAUAACACAAAUAUCAAAUCACAUGGAAAUAAACGAUGAAUCUUUAAUAGAUGAAGCUAUUGCAUUACUAAUAAGUUAUUCUUUACUAAACCGUUUUGAUGAUAAAAAAUAUACAAUACACGAACUUACUCAGUUGACAUGUAAAUGUUUUCAAGAAAGAAAAUCAAGCACAAAUACAUAUCUUGAUUUAAUCGAAAAUUAUUUUAAAGUUGAAAUGAACGAAAUAAAAGAUCACACAGAUUAUGGAAACCAUUUUGUUUUUCAUUUUAUCUUUAUGUUUCGUACUCACAUAAAAAAAAUUUCGAAAACAUUUCAUCAUAUGACGACUUCUAUUCAAAAAUUAUUAGUAUCUAAAGGUUUGUUUAAAGAAGCAAUUGAAAUAUUAAAAGUUAUUCAAAACUUUAAUACAGAAACUUAUGGUGAAGUUAAUGAAUUCACGCUUGAAACAAAAUAUAAUAUCGCAAACUGUUUGUACCAUAUGGGAAAAUAUAACAAAGCUUUAAAAAUUUGUUAUUCUGUUGCUAAAUUACAAACUGAAAUUUUAGGUAUGAACCAUCCGUCUACGAUGAAAACAAAAAAUAAUAUUGCAAGCUGUUUGAGCAAUAUGGGAAAAUAUAACGAUGCUUUAGAAAUUUAUUAUUCUGUUGAUAAAGUACAAACUGAAAUUUUAGGUAUCAACCAUGAGGAUACAAUAAGUACAAAACAUAAUAUCGCAAGCUGUUUGCAGAAUAUAGGAAAAUAUAACGAAGCUUUACAAAUUUAUAACUAUGUCGAUAAAAAACAAACUGAAAGUUUGGGUAUCAAUCAUCCGUCUACAAUGACAACAAAAAAUAAUAUCGCAAGCUGCUUGAACGAUAUGGGAAAAUAUAGCGAUGCUUUAGAAAUACUUUAUUCUGUUGAUAAAAUACGAACUGAAAUUUUAGGUAUGAACCAUCCGUCUACAAUAAAAACAAAAAUUAAUAUUGGAAACUGUUUGGAAAACAUGGGAAAAUAUAACAAAGCUUUAGAAAUUUAUUAUUCUGUUGAUAAAAAACAAAUUGAAACUUUAGGUAUCAACCAUCCAGAUACAAUGACAACAAAACAAGGUAUUGCAAAUUGUUUGAUCAAAAUGGGAAAAUAUAAUGAAGCUUUACAAAUUUAUAAUUGUGUCGAUAAAAUACAAACUGAAAUUUUAGGUAUCAACCAUCCGUCUACAAUGAAAACAAAAAGUAAUAUCGCAAUCUGUUUGAACGAUAUGGGAAAAUUUAAGGAAGCUUUAGAACUUUUUUAUUUUGCUGAUAAAAUACAAACUGAAAUUUUAGGUAUCAACCAUCCGGAUAGAAUGACAACAAAAAUUAAUAUGGCAAACUGUUUGAACAAUUUGGGAAAAUUGAACGAAGCUUUAGAAAUUUAUUAUUCUGUUGAUAAAAUACAAACUGAAAUUUUAGGCUUCAACCAUCCGGAUACAACGAGAACAAAAAACAAUAUCGCAAUCUGUUUGAAAAAAAUGGGAAAAUUUAGCGAAGCUUUAAAAGUUUAUUAUUGUGUUGAUAAAAUAAAAACUAAAAUUUUAGGUACCAACCAUCCGGAUACAAUGACAACAAAAAAUAAUAUCGCAAGCUGUUUGAACAGUAUGGGAAAAUAUAACGAAGCUUUAGAAAUUUAUUAUUCUGUUGAUAAAAUAAAAACUGAAAUUUUAGGUACAAACCAUCCGUCUACAAUGAUAACAAAAAGUAAUAUUGCAAGCUGUUUGAACAAUAUCGGAAAACAUUACGAAGCUUUAGAAAUUUAUUAUUAUGUUGAUAAAAUACAAACUGAAACUUUAGGUAUUAACCAUCCGGAUACAAUGACAACAAAAAAAUUAAUUGCAAUUUCUUUAAAAAUUUUAGAACAAAAGUAAACGAAUUGUUUAAUUAUUUGAUUAUUGUUUAUCUAUUUAUAAAAUAUAAUUGAAAGUUUAUCUGUUGAUAAAAUAUAAUUAAAAUACGUUAUUUUUCAGUAUAUUGAGAACUCCGCAUUUACUUCAUAUAUAUAAAAUCCUAAUUUUUAUUAACA
This is a messenger RNA of Hydra vulgaris (swiftwater hydra), 3159 nucleotides long. RefSeq lists its product as uncharacterized. Gene Ontology annotation, molecular function: ADP binding; protein binding. Lineage: Eukaryota; Metazoa; Cnidaria; Hydrozoa; Anthoathecata; Hydridae. Gene Ontology annotation, cellular component: kinesin complex. The record is from RefSeq and is a predicted model, not a curated record.